AUGCAUAUUGUAUAUUGUUUUUUAUUACUUUUAAGAAGAUAUGUUGUCAUAAAGGAAAAUACUACUAAAAUAGUAAGAGCUGUUUACGACUUGAAUCCAUAUGUUCACAUGUUACUAAUUGGUUUCGCAAUAGUCAUUCCAUUUUAUGAUCCCAAGUAUUCAAAGCCUACUGUAUUCUUCAAAAGACUUGGAAGACUGAGCUAUGUUCUCAUUACUCUCAAUCUCAUACUCAUGUUGAGACCUAAUUGGUUACUAACUAAAAAUUAUACGUAUACAGAUUUUAUUCCAAUUCAUAAAUGGCUAUCUCGAUUCAUUGUGAUAAUUUCGUUGGUUCAUGGUAUUGCAUUUUUGAUCUGGUGGAAGGUCAAUCCAAGUCCAACUGUUUCUAUAAACAUCAAGUUACAAAACAAUUACAAUGCAGUAGGGUUGGCAAUAUCGAUAAUAUCUGUAAUUUUGAUGGUUUUCUCAUUAGGUCCAUUAAGAAGAUGGAAUUAUAAUGUGUUUUAUAUAUUACACAACUUUUCAAAUAUUGCAUUUGUAUUUUUUACCCCAAUACAUGCAAGACCUGGAGUCUCCAUCCCAUAUUUCAUUAUAAAUAUUACGAUAUUGGCUGCAAUAUGUUAUCAAAAAAUUAUUAAUGCAACAGCAGUCCAACUUGUAAGUAGAGAGAGCUUCACACAUCAUCAUGAAGCCCAAUCAUUAGUUUGCGUGAAACUAGAAAGAAAAGCAAUUGGAUCUGAAUUCAUACCUGCGUGUCACAUUAGAAUUAGCUCAUAUAGUAUCAUAAAUCCAUUAUAUUGGCUCUUGCCAUCUCAUCCAUAUACUGUUAUAUCUCUACCGACAGAUGAUCAUAUUGAAUUAGUGCUGUUAGAACAUAUUUCGAAAAGUUCCUUCAGAUUGCAUAUGGAACGAAAUUACACAGUAGUAAACGAAUUUAAUCCAUCAGUUCCAAAAAUAUGUUUAACAGAGGCUAAUCGGAUAUGUAUUACUUGUGCCGGUACUGGGAUAUCGUUUGGUUUACCAUUGUAUAGAUAUUUUUUAAAGAAAUUGCAAAAUGGUGAACAAGAUAUUCAAUACAUAAAAUUGGUAUGGAUAGUUAAGCACAAAAUGUCUUUGGAGCUGUUUGAAAAACUCACAUCAAUUACUAAUCUAAUGAAUGAUAAUUGUUUUUUAAGAAACAUUGAAGUUUAUAUCACUAAUUCAACUCAAGCUGUCAGUAAUUUUGAUGAUGAUAACAUUGAGUUGCAAGAUAUGAAUUCAAUUGAAAAUAGCAUACAAGACAAAUACAAUUUUGGAAGUAUAAAAUUUGGGAGAAGAAUCGAUUGGGCUACAGAUUUAUCAACUUUUGUUGACAAAACUAACGGUACUGAAAAAACGUGGUUGCUGGCAUGUGGUCCUGACUCCUUUGUUAAAUCUUCUAAAGUUUAUGCAAGUAAAUCUGGAAUUAACUUUGCUUCAGAACCAUAUUCUUUUUAA
Tetrapisispora phaffii CBS 4417 is the source of this 1476-nucleotide messenger RNA. It is a transcript of the gene AIM14, whose product is annotated as putative metalloreductase. Gene Ontology annotation, molecular function: oxidoreductase activity. The record is from RefSeq and is a predicted model, not a curated record. The transcript has a single exon. NCBI's taxonomy places the organism in Eukaryota, Fungi, Ascomycota, Saccharomycetes, Saccharomycetales, Saccharomycetaceae. Gene Ontology annotation, cellular component: plasma membrane. The coding region runs from base 1 to 1476 and encodes 491 amino acids.